AUGGCUUCGCUAUGGUUUAGUUUGGUUCCCGAAGCUUUCCUGAAGCUCCAUGAUGUGCUCGUCUGCCUGGCGAAGUUCAAUGACGCGGUGUCUAUUGAAGCAGAACAUGAUUUUCUUCGGCUCUCGACCUUGAACCCUUCAAAGUCUGGCUAUGCCUCGUUCAAAUUUGAUAGUGGCUCGUUCUUUAGCCAAUUUUCUUUUGAUAGAAGGAUGCGCGGUAAUACUACCGAUACUGGGACAAGGAGUAAUACUGCGAAGUUGUCAUGCCAGUUGUAUAUCAAGGCACUUCUAUCUGUAUUCAAAGGGCGGACUAUUGAUUUCAAAGACAAGGAUACGGCUGUCGAAGAAUGUAAGGUCCAAAUCUUUGAUGGUUUGGAUGAGACUGAGUGCAGGGUCGUCAUUCAAAUAAUUUGCAAGCAUGGGGUUGUAAAAACCUACAAGUUGAUCUAUGAGCCUGUGGAAGUGCAACAUGCGGUUUUCGACAAGUCCAAGACGCAGAAUAAAUGGGUAAUAGAUUCUAAAUUCCUGCGGGAAAUUGUGGAAUAUUUCGGGCCUACAGCCGAGCAACUUGAUAUAUUUACAGAUAACGGAAAGGCUAUAUUUACGAGUUUUACUACGAGAGUAACGAAUGGGAAAGGUAGGGCAACACAUGCAUUUGUGGAUCCUAUGGCGACACUGGAUCUAAUGAUAUACGCAGAAAUCCUGAAACAACCCGUUCAUACAUCCGUUGCAAUUGACACCAGAGAUUUUGAAUCUCAUCUUGUCGAGGAGAGACUCCAUGUGGCGAUAAGCGUCAAGGAUUUCAAAGCCAUAAUUAUGCAUGCAGACACGCUCAAAACAAUGAUUACUGCUCGGUAUACUCGGCCAUGCCGUCCGUUGCAGUUUUCAUAUGAAUCGGGUGGUAUUACUUGUGAGUUCACGCUGAUGACACGAGGAGAAACCGAAGAUAUCGACGUGUCUUCAAAUGGUGAUGCACGCGAGCUAUCCGCAAGAUCAUAUUCUCGACCUCCGCAAACGGCUUCCGUGAAUAAUGGGAGUACUGCUGUGGUGGAGCAUGGGGAUCCUUCGAGGAAUGAAUCUGCCCAGGCAUCCUUCCGAAGAGGAACCAUCGAAGAAACUCCGCAGGAAACACCAGCAGCAGCGUCAGCCUUGCUUGAUCCAAACAGUUUGUUCGUCCCAAUGGAUGACGAUCGUCAAUGGGACGAGCCUCAAUAUGGAGACGAACAAGAAGAUAUUCUUGGUUGGGAUGCGAGUAUAAACCAUGACGUGCAGCCCAGCUUUGUGGGAACAAUCCAAGAUCGCAACGUCACAGUUGAAGAAAGCGAGCAACGGGCACGCGAGACCGAAUCAACAGCUAUUCCCCCGACUCAAAGAAUAUCUCAGGUAUGCCUUAUCACUACGUUUAGAUGUAAAAUUCGAUGGGGAAUAUGCGGCGCUUCUCCACUGAAUCGUUGCAUUUUUAUGUAG
Molecule: messenger RNA, 1467 nt
Organism: Coccidioides posadasii C735 delta SOWgp
Lineage: Eukaryota; Fungi; Ascomycota; Eurotiomycetes; Onygenales; Onygenaceae
Source: RefSeq, a predicted model, not a curated record